Messenger RNA from Pteropus alecto (black flying fox), 1966 nucleotides. It is a transcript of the gene GSK3A, whose product is annotated as glycogen synthase kinase 3 alpha. The coding region runs from base 1 to 1344 and encodes 447 amino acids. The record is from RefSeq and is a predicted model, not a curated record. Gene Ontology annotation, molecular function: protein serine/threonine kinase activity; ATP binding. The transcript has 12 exons. Gene Ontology annotation, cellular component: nucleus; cytosol; cytoplasm. Gene Ontology annotation, biological process: protein phosphorylation; regulation of neuron projection development; negative regulation of canonical Wnt signaling pathway. NCBI's taxonomy places the organism in Eukaryota, Metazoa, Chordata, Mammalia, Chiroptera, Pteropodidae.
AUGUCGGUUGGCAGUGAAGACGGGAUCCAGGACUGGGGUAUUGGCAGGAAACUGAAGCUCCGGUGGCAGCAUGUGGGCAACUGCUCCCUCUCCUGGGUGAUUGGCAGUGGCGGAGGAGGCAGCGGCGGCCCCAGCGCGGGCACCAGCUUCCCGCCGCCCGGAGUGAAGCUGGGCCGUGACAGUGGCAAGGUGACCACAGUGGUAGCCACUCUAGGCCAAGGCCCGGAGCGCUCCCAGGAGGUGGCUUAUACAGACAUCAAAGUGAUUGGCAAUGGCUCAUUUGGGGUCGUGUACCAGGCUCGGCUGGCAGAAACCAGGGAACUGGUAGCCAUCAAGAAGGUUCUCCAGGACAAGAGGUUCAAGAACCGAGAGCUGCAGAUUAUGCGGAAGCUGGACCACUGCAACAUCGUGAGGCUGAGAUACUUUUUCUACUCCAGUGGGGAGAAGAAAGAUGAGCUUUACCUAAAUCUGGUGCUGGAAUAUGUGCCCGAGACGGUGUACCGGGUGGCCCGCCAUUUCACCAAGGCCAAGUUGACCAUCCCUAUCAUCUAUGUCAAGGUGUAUAUGUACCAGCUCUUCCGGAGCUUGGCCUACAUCCACUCCCAGGGCGUGUGUCACCGUGACAUCAAACCCCAGAACCUGCUGGUGGACCCUGACACUGCUGUCCUGAAGCUCUGCGAUUUUGGCAGUGCAAAGCAGCUGGUCCGGGGGGAGCCCAACGUCUCCUACAUCUGUUCUCGCUACUACCGGGCCCCGGAGCUGAUCUUUGGAGCCACUGAUUACACCUCAUCUAUCGAUGUGUGGUCAGCUGGCUGCGUAUUGGCCGAGCUCCUCCUGGGCCAGCCCAUCUUCCCUGGGGACAGUGGGGUAGAUCAGCUGGUGGAGAUCAUCAAGGUGCUGGGAACACCAACCCGGGAACAGAUCCGAGAGAUGAACCCCAACUACACGGAGUUCAAGUUCCCCCAGAUUAAAGCUCACCCGUGGACAAAGGUGUUUAAAUCUCGAACGCCGCCUGAGGCCAUCGCGCUCUGCUCUAGCCUGUUGGAGUACACGCCGUCCUCGAGGCUCUCCCCGCUGGAAGCCUGUGCCCACAGCUUCUUUGAUGAACUGCGAUGUCACGGAACCCAGCUCCCCAACAACCGCCCGCUUCCCCCCCUCUUCAAUUUCAGUCCUGGCGAACUCUCCAUCCAACCAUCUCUCAAUGCCAUUCUCAUCCCUCCUCACUUGAGGUCCCCGGCGAGCACUGCCACCCUCACCCCAUCCUCACAAGCUUUAAGUGAGACUCAGAGCAGCUCAGAAUGGCAGCCAGCUGAUGCCACAGCUCCCCUCACUAACUCCUCCUGAGGGCCCCGCCAACUACCCUUCCAUCUGGGAGCCCCAAGUGGGGCUGGGAAGGGGGGCCAAAGCCCAUCAAGCUCCUGCUCUGGCUGGGCCCCUAGACAAGAGGGCAGAGGUAAAUGAGUCCCUGUUCCCACCUCCUGUCCCUCCCUCACCAGCCUCACCCCUAUGGUGGGCUUUUUAAGAGGAUUUUAACUGGUCAUGGGGAGGGAAGAGAAGGAUGGACGGGGUUGGGGGCUUGAGGACCUCCUACCCCCUUGGCCCCCUCCCCUCUCCCCAGGCCUCCACCUCCUCCAACCCUCCUCCCCUCCUGUGUCCCUUGUAAAUAGAACCAGACCAGCCAGUCUCCUCCUUUUCCCUUUCCUGGCCCCCGGGUGUAAAUAGAUUGUUAUAAUUUUUUUCUUAAAGAAAAACGUCGAUUCGCACCGUCCAACCUGGCCCCUCCCCUUCCUACAGCUGUGUUUCUCUUCUACAGCUGUGUCUCCCUCCUUCCCUCUGCCCUAAGGUCUUCUCCCUCCUCUCCUCACCCUAGAGGGCCGGGGUGGGGGGCUCCUGAUGUCUUAGUUUCCACAGUAAGGUUUGCCUGUGUACAGACCUCCGUUCAAUAAAUUAUUGGCAUGAAAACCUG